UUCACAUUUACAAAAAAAAAAAAAGAAAAAAGAAAAGUUAACAUGCUACAUCUCGUCUCAAUUAAUAUUUGAGUAAUAUUUUUAUUUUUUAAAAUGCAGACAUAUAUGCGAAUAGAAAACUUUUUUUUUUGAACAAAUACAAAUAGAAAACAUAGAAUUUUUUUUUGAAUCAAUACAAAUAAAAAUGCUUUUCAGUCUCUCACUCUCAGCAAAACGGUGCAAGGAUGCGUUGAGCAAUCAGAAACAGUGCAGUGGUGGGGCCAGGCAGCUGCAGACUAUGACCCGAUAUUCAGAUUCGGGCAAGGUAGCUGGAUCCGUAAACGGGUCGACCCACUUCACCAACCAACGAUGCUACCAACAACCCAUCCCCAACCACCCAAAUCUUCCGCCUCUAUUUGGUAUUUACACACACCACACGCACUACUAUUCUUGCUUUGCAUUGUUAUCAUUUUUGUUAUAGGAUACAAAAAAGGCACACAUUCGUGUCUCGCCAACUUCUGUUUGGCUCAGAUUUGAGAGAGAAACUGCUGCUCUCAAUCUCCCUUCUCCGCUGCGCCGCCGUCGACUGCUGCUGCUGCUGCUGUGCUCUUCCCUAAAAUUCGCGAUGACUGUGGAAUCUAGUGUGAGACACAUGGAGGUUGGUUUGGGGAUGGGAAAAAAUCCGACUUUGAUUUGUGCCCCUAUAAUGGCUGACACGGUGAAUCAAAUGGUGGAGCUGAUGCACAAGGCUAAGUUUAAGGGAGCUGAUAUUGUGGAGGUUAGGUUGGAUCACAUGAAGAGCCUCGACCCACGUCCCGAUAUCGAGAUGUUGAUCAGAGAGUGCCCUCUGCCCACUCUCUUUACUUACAGACCUAUAUGGGAGGGUGGAGAGUACAAUGGCGAUGAAAUCUCUCGUUUCGAUGCACUUCAACUUGCCAUGGAGUUGGGAGCUGAUCACAUUGAUAUUGAGCUCAAGGCUGCACACGAGUUUAUGAAUCAUAUACGAGGGAAUAAACCUGAAAAGUGUAAACUUAUAGUUUCCUCUCACAAUUAUGAGUACACUCCUUCGGCUGAGGAGCUGGGGAACCUCGUGGCCAGAAUACAAGCAGCCGGAGCCGACAUAGUUAAAUUUGCUACAACGGCAAAUGAUAUCACGGAUGUAGCACGAGUGCUUCAGAUAACAGUUCAUUCUCAAUUUGUUAAUCGUCAGGUACCAAUCAUUGCCAUGGUUAUGGGGGAGAGAGGAAUCAUGUCAAGGCUACUCUGUCCUAAAUUUGGUGCAUACCUCACAUUUGGCACUCUGGAAGAAGGGAAGGUGUCUGCCCCCGGACAACCAACAAUUGAUGAGUUGAUUAGCUUAUACAAUUUUAGGUCUAUCAACACUGACACUAAGGUGUUCGGGAUCAUCGGGAAGCCAGUCAGUCAUAGCAAAUCACCCAAACUGUAUAAUAGAGCAUUCAAAGAAGCUGGGGUCAAUGGAGUCUUCGUGCAUUUGUUAGUGGACGACGUUAAAAAGUUCUUCGAGACCUAUUCCUCCCCUGAUUUUUUUGGUUUCAGCUGUACCAUUCCUCAUAAAGAAGUAGCACUUGCCUGUUGUGAUGAAGUUGAUCCCGUUGCAAAGUCGAUAGGGGCGGUCAAUUGCCUCAUCAGACGACCAAAUGGGAAGUUGUUUGGCUGUAACACAGACUACAUUGGUGCAAUAUCUUCGAUUGAGAUCGGUCUACAAGAUGGUGCCUCUCAAAUCGGGUCGCCCUUGGCUGGUAAACUGUUUGUAGUUAUUGGCGCUGGUGGAGCAGGCAAGGCGCUUGCCUAUGGAGCCAAAGAAAAGGGGGCGAGGGUAGUGAUUGCUAAUCGGAGCUAUGAUCGAGCUAGAGAUCUCGCUGAACUCGUUGGGGGGCAGGCUUUGACUCUGGCUGAGCUAAACAGCUUCCAUCCAGAGACUGGAAUGAUACUCGCAAACACAACGUCAAUCGGGAUGCAACCAAACGUUGAAGAGACUCCCAUUUCCAAGGAGGCUUUGAGAUACUACGAGCUCGUGUUCGACGCUAUCUACACUCCCAAAAUCACGCGACUCCUGCGUGAAGCUCAAGAAGCGGGCUCCAAGAUCGUGACGGGAGUCGAGAUGUUCAUUGGUCAGGCGUACGAACAAUACGAGAGGUUCACAGGACUCCCAGCCCCGAAGCAACUGUUUCGAGAUAUCAUGGCAGACUACUGACGGAUGCGCUUUCACCCGCCUCCAUCACGCCCGUUAAUCAAUCACCUUCUCCUCCUCGUCCUCGUCCUUCCGGUAACGGGAUCAAAAACUAUUCUUGUAUCGAUGUUUUUAGCCUCCAAGAGAUGGAAUUUGUGGAUUCGAUCGUAGGUUUAUGUUGUUGAAACUCAGAAUUUUGUAAUAAGAGAACCUAGUUAUUGUAUAAUUCUUCUUCUUCGGCUGGUGUAAUAUGAUACCAGAUUUUUCUCCA
Molecule: messenger RNA, 2441 nt
Organism: Salvia miltiorrhiza (redroot sage)
Lineage: Eukaryota; Viridiplantae; Streptophyta; Magnoliopsida; Lamiales; Lamiaceae
Product: bifunctional 3-dehydroquinate dehydratase/shikimate dehydrogenase, chloroplastic
Exons: 12
Coding region: 605-2194 (529 amino acids)
Biological process (GO): chorismate biosynthetic process; shikimate metabolic process
Molecular function (GO): shikimate 3-dehydrogenase (NADP+) activity; 3-dehydroquinate dehydratase activity
Source: RefSeq, a predicted model, not a curated record